AUGGAACCGGAGGUAAGCAUCGAAGGAUCAUCCAUGAUCCAAGUCGCCGUAAUUCCGAUCGGAACUAUACCGCCGAACGUACUGCGAGACUAUUACUCUAUGCUACUCCCGCUCCACACGAUCCCUCUCUCCGCGAUCAGUUCCUUCUACGCUGAGCACCAGAAAUCGCCGUUCGCACAUCAACCUUGGGAUUCCGGUACUCUCCGCUUCAAAUUCGUUCUCGGCGGUGCUACUCCAAGUCCAUGGGAGGAUUUCCAGUCUCACCGUAAAACCCUCGCUGUCGUCGGCAUUGUUCAUUGUCCUUCCUCGCCGGAUCUCAAUGCCGUCGUCGAUCAAUUUGCGAAUUCGUAUAAAUCUUACCCUUCCUCGCUCGUUGAACGAUGCUUCGCCUUUUACCCUAACGAUUCACAGCUCGAUGAGGGAAGUAAGAGAAGUGGAAAUUUGAGAUUGUUUCCUCCAGCAGAUCGUGCAUCGUUAGAGUUUCAUCUGAAUACUAUGAUGCAAGAAGUAGCUGCUUCUUUGCUUAUGGAGUUUGAGAAAUGGGUUCUUCAAGCGGAGUCUUCUGGAACUAUUCUCAAGACGCCAUUGGAUUCUCAAGCUAGUCUCAGCUCAGAGGAGGUUAUCAAGGCCAAAAAGAGGAGACUUGGGCGUGCUCAAAAGACCAUUGGUGAUUACUGCUUGCUGGCAGGUACUCCUGUUGAUGCUAAUGCUCAUUAUUCUACUGCAUUAGAACUUGGGAGGUUGACUGGGGAUUACUUCUGGUAUGCUGGAGCAUUGGAGGGUAGCGUUUGUGCCUUGCUGAUUGACCGAAGGGGCCAGAAAGAUUCAGCCUUAGAGGAUGAAGUUAGAUAUCGUUAUAAUAGCAUCAUCUUGAAUUAUAAGAAGUCACAAGAUAAUACUCAGCGAGUUUCUCCCAUAACUUUUGAACUUGAAGCUACUUUGAAAUUAGCGAGGUUCCUUUGCAGGAGAGAGCUGGCCAAGGAGGUGGUAGAGUUGUUGACCACAGCUGCAGAUGGUGCUAAAUCUUUAAUUGAUGCAAGUGAUAGACUCAUACUAUACAUUGAAAUAGCUCGUUUGUAUGGCAGUCUUGGAUACCAGAGAAAAGCCGCCUUCUUUUCAAGGCAGGUUGCUCAGUUAUAUUUGCAGCAAGAAAAUAGGCUGGCUGCAAUUAGUGCGAUGCAAGUUUUGGCAAUGACCACAAAAGCUUAUCAUGUUCAAAGUAGAUCAUCAAUCUUGGAUCAUUCUAUUCAUAAUAAGGGAAAUGGAUCAGAUAAAGCUGAUGGUGGGAAAAUACAUCACCAAUCAGUUGUCUCGUUGUUUGAGUCUCAAUGGAGUACCAUCCAGAUGGUUGUAUUAAGAGAAAUUCUGCUCUCUGCAGUUCGUGCUGGAGACCCUCUAACUGCAUGGAGUGCAGCGGCACGACUACUUAGGUCCUACUAUCCUCUAAUAACUCCCGCUGGGCAAAAUGGCCUUGCUAAUGCACUUUCAAAUUCGUCUGAGAGGCUACCAUCAGGGACUCGUUGUGCUGAUCCUGCUUUACCUUUUAUAAGGGUGCAUUCCUUUCCUGUCCACCCAAGACAAAUGGACAUUAUAAAACGUAAUCCUGCUAGAGAAGACUGGUGGGUGGGUUCUGCUCCUUCGGGCCCUUUCAUUUACACGCCAUUCAGUAAAGGAGAUACAAAUAAUAUCAAGAAACAAGAGCUUGUUUGGAUUGUUGGAGAGCCGAUCCAGGUUUUAGUGGAAUUGGCAAACCCAUGUGGCUUUGAUUUAAGAGUCGAUAGCAUCUAUCUGUCUGUGCAUUCAGGAAAUUUUGAUUCUUUUCCUGUGAGCAUAAGCCUUCUACCAAAUUCUUCAAAAGUGAUUACCUUAUCUGGCAUUCCAACGUCAGUGGGGCAAGUUACAAUUCCUGGGUGUAUUGUUCAUUGCUUUGGUGUUAUUACCGAACACCUGUUUAGAGAGGUCGAUAAUCUGCUUCUUGGGGCUGCACAAGGGCUCGUCCUUUCUGACCCUUUCCGAUGCUGUGGAUCUCCAAAGUUGAAGAAUGUAUCUGUUCCAAGUAUUUCUGUAGUACCGCCACUUCCAUUGCUGAUAUCACAUGUUGUUGGAGGUGAUGGGGCCAUCAUUUUGUAUGAAGGAGAAAUUCGUGAUGUGUGGAUAAGUCUGGCUAAUGCAGGCACAGUUCCUAUUGAGCAAGCACAUAUAUCAUUGUCAGGAAAAAAUCAAGAUUCCGUAAUUUCAUAUUCUUCUGAAACAUUAAAAUCUCGCCUCCCUCUAAAGCCUGGAGCAGAAGUGACAUUCCCCGUGACUUUGCGAGCCUGGCAGGUUAGCGUGGCAGACGCAGAUAGUGCAAGGCAUUCCAAAGAUGGAAGUUUCCCAUCGCUAUUGAUCCACUACGCUGGUCCACUGAAAACGUCUGAAGAUCCAAAUGCUGUAUCCCCCGGUAGACGCCUUGUUGUUCCUCUGCAGAUUUGUGUUUUGCAGGGUUUGUCUUUUGUGAAGGCUCAGCUGCUUUCAAUGGAAUUUCCUGCUCAUGUUAGUGAAAGUCUUCCUAAGUUUGAUGAUAUAAGUAAUAGUCCCACCGGAGAACAUGUUAACUCGGAGUUGAAAAUGGACAGAUUGGUGAAAAUCGAUCCUUUCAGAGGAAGCUGGGGACUGCGUUUUCUCGAACUUGAGCUGUCUAAUCCAACUGAUGUUGUGUUUGAAAUUAAUGUCUCUGUCAAACUGGAGAACAGUAACGAGGACAAUCAUUUAGCUGACCAGGAUGCUACAGAAUAUGGCUAUCCUAAAACAAGAAUUGAUAGAGAUUGCUCAGCAAGGGUUCUUGUGCCUCUUGAGCAUUUUAAAUUACCUGUCCUUGAUGAUUCCUUUUUAACAAAGGACACUCAAACAGAUGGGAUUGGUGGAGGAAGAACUGCAUCGUUCUCUGAAAAGAGCAGCAAAGCCGAACUCAAUGCUUGUAUCAGGAAUCUUGUAUCUAGGAUUAAGGUUCAUUGGCACUCAGGACGCAAUAGCUCCGGAGAGUUAAAUAUCAAGGAUGCUAUCCAGGCUGCUCUACAGACAUCAAUCAUGGACGUGUUGCUGCCAGAUCCACUGACAUUUGGCUUCAGGCUUGUUAGAGAUGGUUUUGAAUCAAAUAAUCCUGAUUCUGUCAAAGAAUCUGCUUUACCUGAAUCCCCUGCUUCCAAAAGUUCUGUCCUUGCACAUGAAAUGACACCAAUGGUAGCUGUGGUCCGCAAUAACACAAAGGAUAUGAUCAAAAUGAAUCUUAACAUUACAUGCAGAGAUGUAGCCGGGGAAAACUGUGUAGAUGGUACCAAAUCAACUGUUCUGUGGACCGGCGUUCUGAGUGAUAUUACCAUUGAAAUUCCUCCACUUCAACAAAUCAACCAUUCUUUCUGCUUGCAUUUCCUUGUCCCAGGAGAGUAUACGCUACUCGCCGCAGCAGUGAUCGAUGAUGCGAAUGACAUCCUCCGGGCUCGUGCUAGGGCAACUUCAGCUUCUGAGCCUAUUUUUUGUCGUGGACCACCAUAUCACCUUCGUGUCCUUGGGAAUGCAUGA
Messenger RNA from Lathyrus sativus (Indian pea), 3558 nucleotides. NCBI's taxonomy places the organism in Eukaryota, Viridiplantae, Streptophyta, Magnoliopsida, Fabales, Fabaceae. The record is from the annotation of a GenBank genome assembly.